CACUCACGGUCCGCUUCCUCACCAAACGUUAUAUCGGAGAGUACGACCAUCAGCAAGAAAGCAAAUAUAAGCAUGAAGCUAUGUUGGACGGCGAGCCUGUACUUUUCGAAAUUUUAGACACUUGCCCAAAGAGCAUAGACGAGUUACCAUCUAGCGACAUAGCCCAGUGGGCGGAUGGUUUGUUCCUCGUAUAUUCCAUAACAGACAGAGAGUCGUUCAACUAUGUCCGCAGAGCCAAACAGAUCCUCCAGCCCGAGAUACCGCUAACACUGGUUGGCAAUAAGGCUGAUAUGGUACACUUGCGGCAGGUGAGUCCGGAAGAGGGUGAGAUCUUAGCUAAAGAUUUCGAAUGUGGUUUUGCGGAGGUGGCUGCCGCGGAACAGGUGCAUCCGGUUGGGGAUGUCUUUCACGACUUGUGUCGUGAAGUACUGGCUUUGAGGCGGCGGGCGAAACAUAGUCUCCUCGAUAGAAUGUUGGGCUCGAAAUCGGCUUAUAGGGUCUACUCUAGGGGGAAAAGUGAUAGCGCUUUACCCAAAGAAUAAAUAACGAGAUAGUCACACACUUUAUUUAAUUAAUGUUCCCAGCAGCGGAUCUAGCGAGGUUGGUGUAACUCCGAGGAGACUGGGGGAAAAUAUUCCUUAAUAACUUUUACUUAAUAAUCCAUAGUAAAAAUUCCAAAAAUGGAGUCAUUUAACUUAAGCACUUCAAGAUGAUAGAUCAAACUAGAUCCGCUCCUGGUUAUACGUCUAGAUUUUUUGAAUUCUCAGUGUUAGGCACCUAGUCGUGAUUGUAAUGGGUAGGCAAUUGACCCUAGUCAACGGUGUGACAGUAUACUGUCAUAUUAUAAUAUGAAUGUUUUUUUGUUAGUAAAGAAAGACUUUACAUUAAUGUAGUUGUACGCUUAGUAUAUUCGCUUGUAUGAUUGAAAAGAAGUUGCAUAAAUUAUUUUUGACAUUUUUUGACGAUACUCCAUCGUUUAAUAUCAAUAGUAUUUACUAGCCUCAGUCAAGUUAUCGUCCUACUCACAAAUGAAUAGAAUGUCUACGCCCUAGACUGUAAAAAGGACAUAAAUAUUAGUCGCGUAAACCCUAUGUUUCUUCCUAUAGAGUACAGAGUGGUUCAUUUCCCGCAUGUUGCUCAGUCCGUUCAGUUUCUACGUCGUCAAAAAAUUACAGAAAUAAUGUUGAUGUUUUUUUUACUCUGAUGCAUUUGAUUGUUAGAGAUGUACGAUUUAUUGGUUAAUUAUAUAAUUUUCAUAAUUAUUUAACGAAUAAAAUGUUUAUUUAAACCUUU
This is a messenger RNA of Manduca sexta (tobacco hornworm), 1293 nucleotides long. Its product is annotated as ras-related and estrogen-regulated growth inhibitor. Gene Ontology annotation, molecular function: GTP binding; GTPase activity. NCBI's taxonomy places the organism in Eukaryota, Metazoa, Arthropoda, Insecta, Lepidoptera, Sphingidae. The record is from RefSeq and is a predicted model, not a curated record.